AUGCCGGAAACCUCCACGGGGCUGCCUUGCAUUUUAGCUGCUAUCGGGAUGUUCGUGUUACUAUCUCAUUGCCACAUCGUCGCCGGAUAUAUUUGUUGCUGCCGGAGACGGAAGGGAGGUUGGAAGCGCCACCAAGACCGGCGACUGCCACUGUGGUCAUCGUUGUGUGGGUUCUGCAUGACCGGAGGCUGUGAGCGCCGACAACCCUCCAACCGCCACUUCUUCCCAUUUCAUCGACCCCAGCCUCCUAGUCGGUGGUUGGGAGUCUUGAUUUCAUGUUGUUUAUGGAUAUGGUUGGCUGCCAUCGUUUCAUCUCCUUCUGUCGCUGCCAGCCACCAUGUGGAGGUGGCUCUGGGCGUGAAUUGUGGUGUGUAUGACGAUAUCCUUGUUGUGUUGACCGAAGAUCAUAGUCACCACCAGCGUGAGGUGGUGGCUGCCACCGCGUGUACCGCCACCGACCACCACAAGGGUGGUUGCAACCACCACCUUAGGGUGGUGGCUACCGCCUCUUGCCGCCACCAACCGCCGUGUCGGGUGGCGGUGUGCUUGUCUUAUACGAGUAUUGUUAUAAAACAAACUGGUGGAAAGAAAAGGAAGGUGAAAUUCGUUGAAGAGGAUGUAAAUAGGAAGCCAAAGCCACUAAAGAAACUCAAGAAGAAAGAAAAAGUUUCUAUUGUUGAUGAGGAUAUGGAAGUGAAUGUCAAUGAAACUACUGUUAGUGAUAAUCGUUUUGAAUCCAAUGUUCAGAAUGAUGAAAAUAUUGCAAGUCAAUUUGGUGGAGAAGAUGAACUUGCAACAUAUGAUGAUGUUGAAGGUACUAAUUAUUUUGAAGAAUUUAUGGCAACUGUAUUGGUGACAUCUUUUAUUGACGAUGAGAGUGAUUUAGAUGAGGAAUUUGCUAACCAUCCGACCAUAAAGAAAGACAACAUGAAUCUCAAUAGAAAACUAAAUAUGCUUGUUCAUCCCACAAAAAGUAAAAGGUUGUUUGAUGAACAUGAAAAGGUUGUGAAUGCUACUACUGUAAAGAUGGAUGCUGCCCCGAAUGAAGCCAAUAAGCUUAAUAAUCUCAUCUUAUUUGACAAUACGGUUCAUUGUUUGAAAUUCACUGAGUCAAUUAACACUCUUGUACAACAUUACGAUGGUGAAGCAAAUAUAUAUGAUGAUCUUUCAAGAAAAGAUGCAAAGAUAACAUCUCUCAAGUGGGAGUUGAUGUUUGCAAAGACUGAUAUUUUUAAGAGAGAUGUUGAAUUGUUAUUAUUUAAUGGAUGGAACUUUGAGAUCAAACAAAGGCUUGUGAAUAUAGAGGAAGAAAAGGAUGCUCCAUCUGUUGAUUAUAUUGCUGCCCGUUUAGAUGCAAAGCUUCAACCAAUUUUUCCAAGUUGUCACUUGUUGAGAUUUUCUUUUUGA
This is a messenger RNA of Lactuca saligna, 1407 nucleotides long. The record is from the annotation of a GenBank genome assembly. NCBI's taxonomy places the organism in Eukaryota, Viridiplantae, Streptophyta, Magnoliopsida, Asterales, Asteraceae.